Molecule: messenger RNA, 5936 nt
Organism: Antechinus flavipes (yellow-footed antechinus)
Lineage: Eukaryota; Metazoa; Chordata; Mammalia; Dasyuromorphia; Dasyuridae
Gene: BICRA
Product: BRD4 interacting chromatin remodeling complex associated protein
Exons: 15
Coding region: 239-5038 (1599 amino acids)
Biological process (GO): positive regulation of DNA-templated transcription
Cellular component (GO): SWI/SNF complex
Source: RefSeq, a predicted model, not a curated record
GCGGGCGGGCGGCCAUGCGAUCAGGCACUGCGCUGACCGGCCCGGCGGCUCGGCCUGCUCUGGGUCCUCCCUGUGCAGCCCGUGCGGGGACGUCUCGGAGACCCCGCGCCGACGGCUGCUCAAACAUCACGCUGGCCCCUCCAAGGACACUCCCCAAGUCCCCAGCUGGGGGCUCAGCGUAGACCUGGAGUGGAGACCCCUCUCCUUCCCUUCAUGAUUCGAUAGUAGCUCAGUGGAGAUGGAUGAUGAGGACGGGCGAUGCUUGCUAGACGUGAUUUGUGACCCUCAGGCCCUCAACGAUUUUUUACAUGGAUCAGAGAAAAUUGACAGCGAUGACCUUUUGGAUAACACGGGGGAAGCCACAAGUGCCUUCUUUGAAGGGGCUGGGCUCCACGUUCAAGAAGCGCCAGGCAACCACUUGAACCCGGAGCCCAGCCAGCCUGCGACCAGCGUGGACCUGGACUUCCUGGAGGAUGACAUCCUGGGCUCUCCGUCCGCCGGGGGCGGCGGCGGCGGCGGGUCCGGGGGCGCCGAGCAGCCGUGCGACAUCCUUCAGCAGAGCCUGCAGGAGGCCAACAUCACGGAGCAGACGCUGGAAGCCGAGGCCGAGCUGGACCUGGGCCCCUUCCAGCUGCCCACCCUGCAGCCGGCGGACGGCGGCGGGGCCGGGGCGGGGGGCGCCGCGGCCGCCGGAGCCCAGGCUCUGUUCCCGGGCGGCGCCGACCUCCUGGGCCUGCAGCCGCCGGCCGUCCUGACGCACCAGGCCCUGGUGCAGCCGCCCGACGUGGUGAACGUGAACAAGGCCCUCAGCGUCCAGCCUUUCCUGCAGCCCGUCGGCCUGGGCAACGUGACCCUGCAGCCCAUCCCCGGCCUUCAGGGCCUGCCCAACGGCAGCCCCGGGGGCGCCACGGCCGCCGCCCUGGGCCUGGCGCCCAUCCAGGUGGUGGGGCAGUCCGUCAUGGCCCUCAACCCGCCGGGCCCCCAGCUCCUCGCCAAGCAAGUGCCGGUGGGGGGCUACCUGGCCCCGGCGGCGCCGACCGAACCCGGGCCCGUGACGCUGGCCUCCGCCGGGGUCUCCCCGCAGGGGGCCGGCCUGGUCAUCCAGAAGAACCUCUCGGCCGCUGUGGCCACCACCCUCAACGGGAACUCGGUGUUCGCCGGGGGCGGGGUGCCCGGGACGGCGGCGGGCGGGGCCGCGGGCCCGGGGGGCCAGCCGCUGGCGGUGGCCUCGGGCCUCGGAGCCUCCUCCCUGGUGCCGGCGCCCAACGUGAUCCUGCACCGCACGCCCACGCCCAUCCAGCCCAAGCCGGCGGGCGUCCUGCCCCCGAAGCUCUACCAGCUCACGCCCAAGCCUUUCGGCGCCGCGGGCGCCACGCUGACCAUCCAGGGCGAGGCGGCCAGCCUGCCGCAGCCCCCGAAGGCCCCCUCCAACCUUACCUUCAUGGCCGCGGGCAAGGCGGGCCAGAACGUGGUGCUGUCCGGCUUCCCCCCCGCGCUGCCGGCCAACGUCUUCAAGCCGCCCCCGGCCUCGGUGGGCAGCACGCCGGGCACCUCGGCGCCCCCGCCCGGGGCCCUCAGCAAGCCCAUGAGCGUCCACCUCCUCAACCAGGGCAGCAGCAUCGUGAUCCCCGCCCAGCACAUGCUCCAGGGCCAGAACCAGUUCCUCCUGCCCGGGGCCCCCGCCGUCCAGCUGCCGCAGCCCAUCUCGGCCCUCCCCGCCAACGUGGGCGGGCAGAUCCUGGCUGCGGCCGCCGCCGCCCCCCACGCCGGGGGCCAGCUCAUCGCCAACCCCAUCCUCACCAACCAGAACCUGGCGGGGCCGCUCAGCCUGGGCUCCGUGCUGGCGCCCCACGCGGGCGGCCACGGGGCGGCGCACAUCCUCUCCGCCGCGCCCAUCCAGGUGGGCCAGCCCACCCUCUUCCAGAUGCCCGUGAGCCUGGCGGCCAGCAGCCUGCCCACCCAGAGCCAGCCGGCGCCCGCCGGGCCCACGGCCACCGCCACCGUCCUGCAGGGGGUCACGCUGCCCCCCAGCGCCGUGGCCAUGCUCAACGCGGCCGAGGGCCUGGUCCAGCCCGCGGCGGCCCCGGCCGGCGGCGAGGCGGCCCCCGUCCUCGCCGUGCAGGCGGCCCCCCAGGCCCCUCCCGCCGCCGCCGCAGUGCCUCCCGCGGCCCCGCUGCCGCUGGGCCUCCCGCAGCAGCCGCCGCCCCCGGCCCCCCAGGCCCCGGCCCCCGCGCAGCCCACGACGCCCCAGCCCAGCCCCAGCCUGGCCUCCAGCCCCGAGAAGAUCGUCCUGGGACAGCCGGCCACCACCACGGCCGUCAUCACUCAGGAGUCCAUGCAGAUGUUCCUGCCGCAGGAGAGGAGCCAGCAGCCCCCGUACCUCCCGCUGCCCAUGGAGGGCGCCCACCUCUCCCUGCCUCUGCCCGCCUACAGCGUCGCUGUCUCGGCCCCCAGCACCUCGAGCAGCGCACCCGCCUCUGUCAUAGUCAGCAGCGGCGCGGGCCAGCCGCAGGCCCGCGACCCCGCUCCGGGCACCCCCGACACCAAAGGAGCCGGCCUCAUACCUCAGUUCCCCACCAGCCAGACUCCCCCGGCCCUGACCCCCCAGAUCUCGGCCGCUCAGCAGAAGGUCCCAGGGGCUUCCUCCUCCCCUUCGCUACCUCACCCGCCGCCGCUGGGCGACAGCCCUCACCUGCCUUCCCCCCACCCUGCCCGGCCCCCCUCCAGGCCCCCCUCCCGGCCCCACUCGCGUCCCCCCUCCCAGCCCCAGAGUGUGUCCCGGCCUCCCUCAGAGCCCCCCCUGCACCCCUGCCCGCCGCCUCAGCCCCUGCCUGGGCUCUUUGUCAUCCAGAACCCCCUGGGGCCUUCCCCCCAUGGGGCCGCGACCCCGGCCCCCACCACGGCCCCGACCCCCCCGCUGCGACCCCCCUCUCAGCCCCCCGAGGGCCCCGCCCCUCCCCCUCCACACCUGCAGGCCCAGUUGGCGACCCCCACCUCCGACACCGCUCCCAGGCUGCCUGCCUCGGCGCCCCCGGAAGCCCCUCACUCAAAUUCGCCCCACUUCCAGCUCCAAUUUGCCCCGAGCCAAGUGCCCCUCAAGCCCCCCACGCCCACGCCCACGGUCCACCUCGCUCCAGAGCCCCCUCCGCAGCCUCCGGCCCCCCCGCCGCCGCGGACCUUCCAGAUGGUGCCCAACCCGUUCCAGGCCCUGGCCACGCCGGCGGCGCAGCCCAAGCCGCUUCUGGACAGGUUCCACCAGGUGCCAUCCGGGCUCAUUCUCCAGGGGAAAGCUGCGGGUCCUCCAGCCUCCCAGCAGACCCCCCCAGCCCUGGGCCCCCUUGCCAGCCCGGCCCCCUCCAUCCUGGUCAGUGGGCAGGCCCCACCGGGGGCCCAGGCCGCCCCCAGCCACCCUCCUGCCCCCGCAGCCGGCGCAGACGGCAAAGUAUUUGGCAGCGGCCUUCCGGCCCUGGGCGGGGCCAAGGUGGUCACCGGGCCGGGAAAGUCAGCCGGCCCAUCCCCGGGGCAGUACGAGAGCAAAGUGAGCAACCUGAAGAAAUCUGCCGCGGUGCAGCCCAGCAAGGAGGCCUGCUUUCUGGAGCAUCUCCAUCGGCACCAGGGCUCCGUGCUGCAUCCCGAUUACAAGACGGCCUUCCCCUCCUUUGAGGACGCCCUGCGCCGCCUGCUGCCCUACCACGUCUACCAGGGGGCCCUGCCCUCGUCGCACGACCAUCGAAGAGUGGACGAAGAGUUUGAGACAGUUUCCACGCAGCUGCUGAGGCGCACGCAGGCCAUGCUGAACAAGUACCGCCUGCUGCUCCUGGAGGAGUCCCGGAGGGUGAGUCCUUCCGCAGAGAUGGUCAUGAUCGACCGCAUGUUCAUCCAAGAAGAGAAAACCACGCUGGCCCUGGACAAGCAGCUGGCCAAGGAAAAGCCGGAUGAGUACGUGUCUUCCUCCAGGCCCCACGGCCUCCCUGGCCUGGGCUCAGAGAGCCAGAGUUCCCACCGGCUCUCCUGCGCCCCAGCGCACCCCCCGCUCUCUUCUUCCUCCUCGGGGGCUUCGGCCCAGCUGCCCCCGCACCCACCCACCAAGCUGGUGAUCCGGCACGGCGGGGCGGGCGGCUCUCCCUCGGUGACCUGGGCCCGGGCCUCCUCCUCGUCCUCGUCCUCCUCCUCCUCCUCGGCCGCCUCUUCGCUGGACGCCGACGAGGACACGCCCCUGCCGUCCCGAAGCCGCCCGCCCAUCAAGACCUACGAGGCUCGGAGUCGAAUCGGCCUCAAGCUGAAAAUAAAGCAGGAGGCCGGACUCAGCAAGGUGGUCCACAACACGGCCUUGGACCCCGUCCACCACCCGUCUCCGGGGCCCAAGGGCGCCGAGCCCCCGGCCCCGCCGCCGCCCCCGGCCCCGGCCUCCUCGGGCCAGAUGAACGGGACGGUGGAGCACCCCCCCGCGCCCACGGAGCGGAAGCCGGCCGCGCCCGCCCCUCAGUGCCCCCGACUGCCCCUCCGCAAGACCUACCGCGAGAACGUGGAUGCCUUCAGCAGCUGCCGGGCCCCGCGGGCGGCCACGGGGGGGAGCCCGGCCCCGGCGGCCCUCGUCAAACCGGACGACGCCCCCGGCGGCCUCAUCCGGGAGCUGGCCGAGGUGGAGGACGAGCUGUACCAGCGGGUCAUGAAGGCGCCCCUGGAGGUGGGGACCGCCGGGCCCGGGCCUGGGGCCGGGGCCGAGCCCGCCUGGGAGGCGCCGCCCUUGCCGCCGGCCAAGAGGCGCAAAUCGGAGUCUCCGGACAUGGACAACGCCAGCUUCUCGAGCGAUAGCCCGCAGGACGACUCUCUGACAGAGCAUCUGCAGAGCGCCAUCGACAGCAUCCUCAACCUCCAGCAGGCGGCCCCUCAGCCCUCGGGCCGGACUACGGGCGGCCCCCCAUACCCCCACCCGGCCGCCACCACCACCGCUGCCUCCCCGCCCCUGCACCGGCCUGACGGCUACCUGGGCCCCAGCCACAACGGCGGCCUGGGGGCCAGGACGUUGAAUAGAUAACAGCAGAUUCUCCCCCCGCCCCCCUCGCCCGUGAUCCCCCCGCAGAUGACCCUGAGGACUCUGGGGGAGAUCGCCAGCCCGCUGCCCCCACCUCUGACCUCUAACCCCCAGGGAGGGUCAGACCAGGGUUUGCCCUUCUUCUCCCCUCCCCCGAACAAUUCGCUGUUUCUUUCCUAAGUUAUUCGAUUUAUCGCCUCCCCCCCCAACCCGGCUCCAGCCCCAAAACACUAAGAAAAGAGGCGGGGGUUGGGGGGAGCCCGUGGAGCAAACGAGCAAGGUCCCUUUGGGAGCCCCCGGCUCCCCCAACCUGUGAUCUUAGUGGGUCCUGGGGCCCGCUCGGGGGAGGGGAGAGGAGGGGACGCCGAUUACUGCCACUGUGUGUACGUCCGUGUGUCUGUGUGAGAGCGAGCGAGAGAGAGCAGGGAGAGAACCUUCGGGACCACGCAGUCCAAAGAGAGGGAAGCGGAUUUAUCACGGGCCUACUGCGCGCCGGCACUGGGCUAAGUGCUUUACACCCCGAGCGGAUCGAGAGCCGGGCGCCCCCGCUCGCCAGAUUCCUCGCACCACCGUGCCUCCCAGGGCGGCUCUUCGUGCCGGGGCGGCUGCCCGCCCCCCGGGGAGCUCCGCGUGUGUGUCCGUGCGUGUGCGUGCGUGUGCGUGCGUGUGUGAGUGCGCGGGCGCGCGCCGCCCCGCCCCCGCUCGGAGUGUCUCCCAAAGCCGAAGCAGACCACUGGCCCUUCCCGCCCUCCCACCCCCCGCCGGGCUUUGAGAUCUCGGAGACAAACUAGUACUGUAACAUAUUUUGUACUGUAUUUAUUGUGUAUAACGAUUUUUUAAGGAAUCCUGUACAUUUAGUAUUCCCCUGUAAAUUAAAGCCAGUCCUCUUUUUAAACCGGGA